Chenopodium quinoa (quinoa) is the source of this 1523-nucleotide messenger RNA. RefSeq lists its product as uncharacterized. The transcript is spliced from 2 exons. The coding region runs from base 177 to 1250 and encodes 357 amino acids. Lineage: Eukaryota; Viridiplantae; Streptophyta; Magnoliopsida; Caryophyllales; Amaranthaceae. The record is from RefSeq and is a predicted model, not a curated record.
UUUCACUUGAUAAAUUUAAAGGUUCACUUCACAUUAUACUUAAUACAUUUACUUUCCUUCCGUGCAAAUCUCAAAUUUCUUGCAAAUAUUAUAAAAUAUUCAUAUUUUCACAAUACGAAACGAACUUUGACUUCGGUUCAGGUUCAUCAAGUUCUAGUGAUGAAAUACGUGAUUGGAUGUUGAUGGAUUUAAUUCAGGAAAACCAACAUAUACAAGAGGUGGAGGAUGCAAUAAGAGAAGUGCUUACCUCUACUGUUCAACAACCCACAACUGAGAGUUCACGACCAAGGUCGAGGGACUAUGUGCCAAGAGAUCGCGAAGGGGCUCACAAAUGCUUGAUGGAGGGUUACUUUAGUAACACGCCACUCUACAAUGAUGAAAAAUUUCGGCAAAGGUUUCACAUGCGGAAGCCAGUUUUUAUGCGCAUUGUGAAUACCCUACCCGAAGUUGACGAUUAUUUUAAGCAAAAACCGGAUGCCACUGGGAAACUAGGUGCUUCAAACUUGCAAAAGUGCACCGCGGCAAUAAGAAUGUUAGCAUACGGCACAUCAGCUGGCCAUGUUGAUAAGUACCUCAAGUUUGGCGCAAGUACGGAGAAAGACGUGGUUUUCCUAGCAUGCUUGGGAGCAUUGAUUGCAUGCAUUGGCAAUGGAAAAACUGUCGAGCAGGGUGGAGAGACAUGUAUCAAGGAAGAUAGAGAGGCAAUUGUAAUCUUAGAAGUCGUUGCUUCUUGGGAUACAUGGAUCUGGCAUGCAUUUUUUGGGACACCUGGGUCAAAUAAUGAUAUCAAUGUCUUGCAGCGAUCAUCGGUAUUCGAUGACUUACUAAUUGGACGAGCUCCAAAAGUUCAAUACAUUGUAAAUGGAAAAACGUACACUAUAAGUUACUAUCUAACAGAUGGUAUCUAUCUAAAAUGGGCAGGUUUCAUUGAUGCCAUAACUGCUCCCCAGACUGCUAAACAAAAGUUAUUUACUAAGAAACAAGAAAGUGCUAGGAAGGAUGUGGAGCGUGCAUUUGGAGUACUUCAAGCUCGAUUUGCAAUAAUAAGAAAUCCUGCUUUGGCAUGGCACCUUGAAGUAUUAUGGAAAAUUAUGAUGGCAUGUAUUAUAAUGCAUAACAUGAUUGUAGAAGAUGAACAACAUAUGUAUCGAAAUUAUCAAGAUCCAUGUAGUGAUUUUGCUAAAGAACAACCCGAGACACUAGCUAGUUCAUCAAGUGAAAACGCUAAUUCGUGGGCCUAUCCUUGUUAGUCGUGAAAGAUACGAGUAUGUGGAGCGAGAUUUAAGCAGAUUUAUGGAAAAAAGGGAAGAGCUUCACAACAAACAAAUGCAUAUGUCAUUGAAGAAAGAUUUGGUUGAACAUGUUUGGAGAAAGUUUCAAGGACCGAAUUUGAAUUAAACAUUGUAUGUAAAAAAAGGAGAUCAGUAUUGUUAUCAUUAUUGUUUAUGUUUGAUGUUAAUUUAAAUUUAAUGUCUCUUUCUCUUAUUUAAUGUAGUUUUCAAUUUCAUGUCGAUUAUUGGUUA